This is a messenger RNA of Trematomus bernacchii (emerald rockcod), 1107 nucleotides long. Its product is annotated as trans-L-3-hydroxyproline dehydratase. The transcript is spliced from 6 exons. Gene Ontology annotation, molecular function: hydro-lyase activity. The record is from RefSeq and is a predicted model, not a curated record. Lineage: Eukaryota; Metazoa; Chordata; Actinopteri; Perciformes; Nototheniidae. Bases 49 to 1083 code for a protein of 344 amino acids.
AUAGUCUUGAGAGCUGAAGUUUGAACCCUACAGAGCAAACAUUACGAGAUGGAAAUGCAGCUCCCACCUCACGAGGGAGACGAGCUCUCCGUGGUGGACAUGCACACAGGUGGAGAGCCUCUACGGAUCAUCCACAGCGGCUACCCAGAGGUCAAAGGUGACAGCGUGCUGUCCAAACGCCGUUACGUGCGGGAACAUCUGGAUCACCUCAGGAGGGUGCUGAUGUUCGAGCCCCGGGGACACUACGACAUGUACGGGGCCCUGGUGGUGGACAGCGAGCUGCCUGAGGCGGACCUGGGGGUCCUGUUCAUGCACAACGAGGGGUACAGCACCAUGUGUGGGCACGCCGUCAUCGCACUGGGCCGCUUCGCCGUGGACUACAAACUGGUGAAGGAGCCCCAGUCCCCGGAGACCCAGGUGAACAUCCACUGUCCCUGUGGGCUGGUGAAGGCGUUCGUGGAGUACUCUGAGGGGAAAACUGGGGGAGUGAGGUUUCUCAGUGUGCCUGCGUUCACAUUCGCUACAGAUGUUACAGUGUCUGUGGAGAAGUUUGGAGAUGUGACGGUCGACAUCAGCUACGGAGGAGCCUUCUACGCCUUUGUGGACGCAAAGAGGUUUGGGCUGGAUGUGACCACGUCCAGGACUCGAGACCUGGUAGACGCAGCCACAGCGGUGACCAACGCUGUCAAAUCUCAGGUGAAGUUGCACCACCCAACCAGUGAUGAUCUGGCCUUCCUCUAUGGCACCAUCCUCACUGAUGGCAAAGAUGAUUAUUCCUCUGACCCCACUGCCAAUAUGUGUGUGUUUGCUGAAGCUCAGGUGGACCGGAGCCCCACUGGUUCAGGUGUUACGGCCAGAGUGGCUCUGCAGUAUCACAGAGGUCUCAUCCAGCUGAACCAGACCAGGACGUUUCAGAGUGGAGCCACAGGGUCCCAGUUCACAGGGAGAGCCGUCGAGGAGACUAAGUGUGGAGACUUCAAGGCUGUCGUGGUGGAAGUUUCCGGCAGAGCCUUUUACACCGGAGUUUCACGCUUCGUGCAGGAGCCGGAGGACAAGUUGACACAUGGUUUCCUGCUGAAAUGAGACUCAAUUAAAGGGUGUUAUUAA